GCCACAGGAAGAAGCAACAGACAUGUGACAUUUAACAGGAAGUAAAUAAACUGCCUUCCCGCGUACUUGAAUUGUUUCAACAAGACGUUCAUAUUCACGGCUAAUCGGAUGAAAUGGACGAACUUUAUUUAGAUAAUAUUGACGAAUUUGUAAAUGACCACAACAAAAUAGUGACUUAUAAAUGGCUGAGUCUAACGCUGGGAGUUCAUGUCAACACAGCAAAGCAAAUGCUUUACCAUUACCUGGAUCACAAGAGGAAAGAAAGUUCAGCUCAGCUCCAUGCCACCUAUCUCGUGUCUGGGAAGUUUGUGCACAAUGGUCAAACAAGUUACAAGGUGUCAGUUGUCAGAGAGGACCAGUUGGAAGAUUUCAAAUCGAAAAUGAGCUUGAUAGUCAGCAUCCAUGUCUACAGUGUUCAGAAGGCUUUACUAAAAGACAGCGGUCCCCUCUACAGUGUCGAUUACGAUGCAGUGAAAGACAAUCUGAAGAACUGCAGCAGAUACAGCGCAAUCCGCUGUGCCAACGCGGUACCCAUGUCCUCUCUGGAGCUGCAGCAGGUGAGAGAAAAGCAGUGGGGUCCCACACCCGAGCCUGAAAAUCAAAAAUCUGCCACGAAUGGAGACACCAGUCAGAUGUCAAAACCUUCCUCUAAGCCUCAAAAAGGAAUCAUGGGAAUGUUCACAAAUAAGGCUACUCCUAAGAAUCAAGACAGCAGCAAAGGGGUUACAUCAGAGCAGAAAGAAGAUACACCUGUGGUUGAUGCUGCCAAAAGCAAACCAGCUGGAAAGUCCAAUCCAAUGAUAAACUUCUUUGGCAGUCAAACAGCAAAGAAACCUGACAAAAAAGUGAAGGAGGAGGAAGCAGCUCAGUCAUCAUCCGCAUCAGAGCAGCGGCAUCAGAGUUCACAACCUGAAGCAAAACACGAAGCUGUUGCAGCGGAGCUGCCAAAAGACACUAAGAGAGACUGCAGGAGUAAAACCAAACGAAUAAAGGAUUCUGACAGUGAAGAAGAGAAAGUGGAGAAGAAAAAGAUGCGAAGGAUUAAAAAGCCUGAACCUGACAGCAGUGAUGAAGAUGUUCUUCCAGAUUCACCACAGCAGAUGGAAACAAGAGAACCAUCACCGAGUCCCAAAAAGGAGCAGAGUCACCCUGAAAUGAAGACGAGGAAACGGAGACAAGUCCUUAAAUCUCGCACCUUUGUAGACGACGAAGGAUGCAUUGUGACAGAGAAAGUAUAUGAGAGUGAAUCAUACUCCGAAACAGAGGAUGACGUUCCAGCCAGCAAACACACUGCGAAAGAUCCCAACCCAGCAAAACUACCAGCAAGUAACAGAGAAGAUAAGAAAAGUCAGAAAAAAGCUUCAAAUACAAACAAAGGAAGUAAACAAGCUUCAAUUAUGGGAUUUUUCCAAAAGAAAUAACAGAAGACAUAAUCAGACACUUGGAUCGACAUUAAGGAACAAGUACUGGUACAGAUUUCCUCUAAUGAUCGUACCUGACUCUCAGCGGAUACUCAUCAGAUUUUUGAACGUACUGUUGCCAGUUUAAGAUGUGAAUUCAAGACCAACCUAAUAAAUACUGUUCAAGCCUGAAACAAAACAAAUGAUGUGUUGGAAAUGAUUGACAGGGUUACAGUUUGAAAAUGGUGCCUUUUGCGACACAGUAUGUAAUUCAGCUGUUUUAAAAAUGAUCAUCCUCUAAUUAUAGGCAAAAUUAGCAUCUUUAAUAUUGACUAGUCAAAUUGUGAGUGGAUGCACUGAUGUUUGAAUGAUUUUUAACUCAAGUCCUGGAUUUUACCACUGUAUGUACAACACUUACAGACGUGGACAAAAAUGUUGGUACCCUUCUGUUAAACAAAGACAAACUCACAAUGGUCACUGAAAUAACGUGAAACUGA
Molecule: messenger RNA, 1897 nt
Organism: Monopterus albus (swamp eel)
Lineage: Eukaryota; Metazoa; Chordata; Actinopteri; Synbranchiformes; Synbranchidae
Gene: pold3
Product: polymerase (DNA-directed), delta 3, accessory subunit
Exons: 12
Coding region: 114-1421 (435 amino acids)
Biological process (GO): DNA strand elongation involved in DNA replication; DNA replication; DNA synthesis involved in UV-damage excision repair
Cellular component (GO): nucleus; delta DNA polymerase complex
Molecular function (GO): DNA-directed DNA polymerase activity
Source: RefSeq, a predicted model, not a curated record